CACUGAAACUGCACCAACGUUAACGUCGACGACAUGACAACUAGCGUGUCGCCAUUUGCUCGCAGCACCGCGUUCGACGAGCCCCGCCUCGGCGGGCGCGAGCAGACCAUUGAAGAAAUGUACAGCGUCCCUGAGAGCUUCUUAGAAAUUGAAGUUCGCAAUCCUCAAACACACGGUUUCGGCAGAAAGAUGUAUACCGACUACGAGAUCGUGUGCAAGACAAACAUUCCCGCAUUUAAGCUGCGCCAUUCUCUCGUCCGGCGCCGUUAUUCCGACUUCGAGGCGUUCCGCGAUAUUCUGGAGCGCGAAUCUACUCGUGUCAACAUUCCUCCACUCCCUGGCAAAGUCUUCACCAAUAGAUUCUCCGAUGAAGUCAUUGAGAGUCGAAGGGAGGGACUGGAACGAUUCUUAAGCAUCGUUGCUGGUCACCCACUCCUGCAGACCGGUAGUAAGGUUCUCUGCGCAUUUAUGCAGGAUCCGGCCUGGGAUAAAUCUCAACAACCUUAAUAUAUGUCCUGUACCCUUCUGCCACACUCUCUUCUUGUAUAUUUUACGCUGUUUGUUUUAUGCCCUGUCUCACUACAGAUUCGAUUUUUAUCUGCCGAUCA
This is a messenger RNA of Suillus fuscotomentosus, 608 nucleotides long. RefSeq names its product sorting nexin SNX3 family protein. The coding region runs from base 34 to 507 and encodes 157 amino acids. The record is from RefSeq and is a predicted model, not a curated record. Lineage: Eukaryota; Fungi; Basidiomycota; Agaricomycetes; Boletales; Suillaceae. Gene Ontology annotation, molecular function: phosphatidylinositol-3-phosphate binding. Gene Ontology annotation, cellular component: early endosome membrane; retromer complex. Gene Ontology annotation, biological process: late endosome to Golgi transport; endocytic recycling. The transcript has 6 exons.